This is a messenger RNA of Mercurialis annua (annual mercury), 1374 nucleotides long. Its product is annotated as peroxisomal membrane protein 13. Lineage: Eukaryota; Viridiplantae; Streptophyta; Magnoliopsida; Malpighiales; Euphorbiaceae. The coding region runs from base 90 to 983 and encodes 297 amino acids. The record is from RefSeq and is a predicted model, not a curated record. Gene Ontology annotation, biological process: protein import into peroxisome matrix, docking. Gene Ontology annotation, cellular component: peroxisomal importomer complex; peroxisome; peroxisomal membrane. The transcript is spliced from 5 exons.
UUAUUUAUCUCUCUUCUCUUUUCUUUACGCGCACCGAUAAACUCCCACAUUUAACGACAGACCUCAAUUAAUUUUUUUUUUCAUCGUCAAUGGACUCCAGUUCCCAACCGCCGUCAGGCGGUAGUCCUGCAAAACCUUGGGAACGAUCAGGUGCUUCGUCGUCCGGCCCUACGCCUUUUAAGCCGCCAUCGCCUGGCAGCACCAGCGAUGUGGUUGAGGCGUCUGGAACUGCAGCACCGGGUGAAAUUGUUUCUUCUGCUAAUAGGACUGCGGCUGUAAACACGAAUUCUCUCGGUAGACCUGUCCCUUCUAGGCCGUGGGAGCAACAACAAACUUACGGGAACUCGUAUGGAGGGUACAACUCUGGCCUAAAUUAUAAUUCAGGGUAUGGUUCCGGGAUGCUUAAUUCUUCAUAUGGUGGUGGAUAUGGAGGAUCUUAUGGUGGUGGAAUGUAUGGAAGCAGCAUGUAUAAUAGAGGAGGAUAUGGGGGUGGCAUGUAUGGCAGUGGUGGCGGCAUGUAUGGUGGAGGAAUGUAUGGGGGUGGUCUUGGUGGCCCAAUGGGUGGUUAUGGAAUGGGUGGGAUGGGAGGAAUGGGGCCUUAUGGUGGUGAUCAAGAUCCGAAUAAUCCAUAUGGUGCUCCGUCAUCUCCACCUGGCUUUUGGAUUUCUUUCCUUCGAGUGAUGCAAGGCGUUGUCAACUUUUUUGGCCGGAUAUCUAUUCUGAUAGACCAGAACACCCAGGCGUUUCACAUGUUCAUGACUGCAAUGCUUCAGCUCUUUGAUCGUACAGGCGUUUUAUACGGAGAGUUGGCGAGAUUUGUUUUUAGACUAUUAGGAAUCAGAACAAAGCCGAGGAAGGUUCAAGGCCCGGGACCUGAUGGACGUCCUACUCCUCAUAACCCACAUGGAAACCAAAACUUCAUCGAGGGAGGACCAAAGGGUGCUCCAACUGGUGGAUGGGAUAACGUAUGGGGAGACAGUUGAGCUAGGCCGACAAUGUCCAGCUUGCGUCCGUUUUGAUGUUGGAACAAAGUCGAAUUUAGCGGUAUCUUGUGAAGGAGUUCAGAUGUAUGCUAUGCUGCUUGUAUCUUUCAAGGUUGGUUUGCUAAAUUGUGUGUAUUGUUUGCUCGGAAUAAUAGAUUCUCUCACUCUUUCUCCAUCUCCGGGAAGCAGUCUCGUCGGUGAAAAAACAGUUAGGUACCGAAAUUUAUUACUCUGGUGCUCAUUUUGUGCCAAGUCCCUUAAUGUGGAAAAUAGGGGGAGAUGUUGUAAUGAUUCUAAUGACACCUAUACAUAGUAGAUGUGGAAGAAUAUUUGAUAAUUGGAUGGGAUGUUAUAAUCCUUAUUAUUCAAAUAAGAUGUAAUUUCAAAAUAA